AUGGAGGAGGGCGCCCAGACCCCCGACUGGGACAGCGAUGAGACGGUGAUAGAGGGGUCGGUGACCGACAGCGACCUGGAGGAAGAGGAGCUGCGCUGGAGAAGGUUGCACCUUGAUCAAGAAACGUCUCAUAGAUCUGAGUUCAGUCUUCAUUCUGGUAUGUGUAAAGAUGCUCCUUCUCCAGAAAUUCAAGUUAAAUUCAAACUCAAAAAAGAUCCACAAAAACAAAUGAGUGAAAACAAGAUGAUGUCUGUUCAUAGUGAGGAUGCAGUGUUACAGCAAACUCAAGACAAAAUGGAACAAAAUCAAGGUCUGUUACAGACUACGAAAUGCCCACAGCUCACUGUGUCAUUUUCCCAGCCAGAAUUUUCACUGAACCAUCAAAGCAUUCAAGGGCCAGAGGCUGAAAACUCUGAAGGUUUGAUACACACAGAAAAGGAACUAAGUGAAGACAAAGAGUCGCCUGAAAUUAGUCUUCUUUCCGGUACAGUUGUCACAGUAUCUGAUAAGACUACUGUAAAGCAAAAAUUGCUAAAGGAGCCAGAGAAGAUCUUAGGAGCACCAAAUACAUUUGCUGAGCCUAGAAAUGAAGUCAUAUUGGCUAAAACUUCUGAAGAAACCAGGGAUGAAGAAAGCUCACUUGAAACUUUUGUGUCUGCCAUAGAAAGGUUAUUGCCAUCACCAGUAGUUACCCAGGAGGAAAGACUAUUUGAUAUCAUGAGUGACUUUGAGCCUAAAGAGUUGAUGAACACACUGAGCAGAUCUUCAAGUUCCAUAUCAAUACCCUUGACAUGUCAUGGAGAUUUGCUAGAAAACACAAAUGAUGAUGCAUUGCCAUAUGAGCUGUUAGCAGCUCUAAACAUGUUGUCAGAAGCCAAGGUAGAACCCAUCUGUCACAGAAAAGAGGGAGGCAACAUUCUCAAUACUGGGGAUGAAUAUGUAGAGCUGGAGCCCAAUACGUUUCAAACUGAUGAAGGCUGUAUACAAAAAGCAGAGACUGUAGAAGAUCCAGAUACAUUUGGAUUACAAACUGUGAUUCAUCAGAGUGUCACCACUUGUGAUCCACUGUAUAAUAAGAGAAAUUCAACUCCAGUAGAAAAUAGCUCUGACAAGGACACUGGUGUGUUACGAAGAUCAUCUAGACUGAAAACAAGCAGAAAUGCAGAUUGCAUGUAUACAGUAUCAGAAGAGAUUUUACCAAAAAUUCUCAACUAUAAGGAUGAAACCAAUAACUCUUCUGCUGAGAAUUUCAGAAUGCAUGAUUCUACUAUACUGAUCGAAGGGAAAGAAACAAAUAAACAUUCAUCCAGAUUGAAGAGUGGAGAACUGAUCAGGAAAAACAAAAAAAAUUCAGAAAAAUAUGAAAAAAUGAAGAUAAAUAAUAUAACUCUUUCUAGCAUUAACCGGAGAAAUAUUUUUGGAGAGAAUCUGCUAUAUAAGGCAUCUCUGCAUAAUGACACUUACUUAGUUCGUCAUUGUAUUAAAAAAGGUGGAAAUGUUAAUCAACGAAGUUAUGCUGGUUGGACAGCACUUCAUGAAGCCAGUGUAAAAGGAUUUUAUCAGACUGCAAGUGAACUACUAAAAGGUGGAGCAGAUGUAAAUAUCAAAGGAAUGUACCAGAUCACGCCCCUACAUGAUGCUGUGAUGAAUGGACAUUAUAAGGUGGCAGAAUUACUUCUUUUGAAUGGAGCUGAUCCAUUACUUAGAAGUGAUAAUGGAAAGUGUGCUUUGGAUGAAGCCAAAGAUUCAUGUAUGAAGCGUCUCCUAGAGAGAUAUGUUCCUAAACAUCUUAAAUCAGCUCAAAAGAAGAGCACUGAUCCACUAGAAGUAGAGGAUACAUACCAGCACAAGAAACCAAAGCUCAGUUCUAAAAAUUGCAUUGAGUUUAUUUGUGAUGAACAUUCCAACAGACAGAAACCAGAACAUGUUAAAGUUGAUAAAGGAAGCAGAGAGAGUUUAUUUAUAAGAAAAGAAGACAUAUAUGAACAUUACCAAAAUGAUUCCAGAAAUAUAAGACUUGGUAAAUCCAAACAUAAGCAAUCAACUCUUACCCAGAAAUACCCAACAGGACUCAGAAAGCACAAUCGUAAAGUCAAAGAUCCCAGCACAAAUGUAUCUACAGAUGAAGGGAGAAGAAACGUACAACACGAAAGGACUCAAGUAGAUGAUGCAGUCCAACAGAGCAAUCCAAGAAAAAAUAGAGCUGUCUCUUCUUCUAGUGCAUCAGCAACAUAUUCUGAUCAGCAGCAUAUUCUUCAAACCCUCAAUGACCUUCCAGAAGAAUCAUGCACACCUUCUAGCUCAGUUAUGUUAAACCUGAAAAAUGGGUUAGGUAACAAUAUUGAGGUUUGUUCACUUUCCAAAAAGAAAUGUACUCAGAGCCUGAAUUUGUCAGAUAGUCAAGAAAUAAAGUUCUUGGAAUUAGGAUCCAUUGACCAAGCUGAAGCCAUUUCUUUCUCAGGACUCUCUUCACAUAAAGGCAUUGACUUACCACUAAUUAAUACAGAACAACAGCCUCACACUCACAAAGGACAAAAGCCAGUUAACCCUUAUAAAGCUUAUGAAAACAGUAAUUUAGGUCAAAAAGAUGAGAGCCUUAGUAAGAGGGAAGACUCUUGCCCAUCUUUCAUAAAGGAAAAAUUUAAUGAUGACAAUGGUGAUUGCUGUACCUCUGAGGAAACUGAAACAUCUAAAAAGGUGAUAAAUUCCACAGGUUACAAAAAACACUAUAAUCAUAAAGAGAAUAUAACAAAUAAAGAGAAAAUGGAUUUUCAGCAGCUUUUACUUUUUGAAGACCAUUUUUCACAGGAAAAUGAGUUUAAAUCAGCUAGCCUAACCAAACUCCCACAACAGGAAGCUGUUAGUUUUUCUGAUCCAGAUAAUACAAUAGUUUCUGAAGAACAUGUUGCAAAUUAUGAACAAUACAUGAAUGGAACUUCUUUUGAUCACUCAAAUGGCAAUCCUGAGCAUACUUCCUUCACUUGUACAAAAAUAAAAAUACUUUCAACACCUGAAGUUUCAAAGUUGACUAGUCAUGUGGAGCUAUUCACAAGGGCUGAGGGUUCUAGUCCCAGAGCACCAACUCCUUUAAUGAAUGAAGGAGAUACACAUAUUGCGGAGAAGAUGAAUAAAAAAGAAAAAACUAAAAGGUAUGACACUGACAAAGGCCAGAAAACAAGUUCUUCAAUUAGGGCAUUAUCCACAGUUGUUUCUCAAGUAACAGAAUCAGCUGAAGUUGAAAAAGAGGAACAAGACCUUCCAGAUAACAACACCACACACAAUAGAGAUUUUCAUUUUACUGACAGCCUGGAUAAAAAAUUGACCAACAUCUCACAGCGUAGUCAAAGAGAAGAGAAGGGAAUUUCUCAAAAACCAGUAAACAAGGUUGGAAUCAAUAAGAGGAAUGCCCAAGGGGAGAGCAGACUUCAUUUAGCUGCUAAAAGAGGAAAUUUGUCUCUGGUGAAAGUUCUGAUAGAAUCUGGAGCAGAUGUGAAUCUAAAAGAUAAUGCAGGUUGGACACCACUUCAUGAGGCAUCUAGUGAGGGAUCCAAUGAUAUAAUUUUAGAGUUGCUAAAAGCUGGUGCUAAUGUUAAUUGUGAAAAUCUAGAUGGGAUUCUGCCUUUACAUGAUGCUGUUGCAAACAAUCAUCUAAAGACAGCUGAGAUUCUACUACAGCAUGGAGCAAACCCUAAUCAAAAAGAUCAAAACCAAAAAACUGCUUUGGAUGAAGCUGAUGAUGUGAAGAUGGAAGAGUUGCUGAAAUCUUUUGGUGCUAUAGAAACUGAUAAUAGAGAUGAAAAUAAUGCUGUCGUUACUGAAAAAAUUCCUGCUGUUCGGUCAAAAAGACAUAAGCAGUGUUUUUGUGAUGAUUGCAAAACUGUUGAUCUGUCUUCUCUUGCACACCAAAAAAAGCCAAGAGAAAGCCAUCCUGUGCAUCAGACCAUCAGUGCCAUUCUGCAAGAUGUAGAAGAAAAGCAAGAAAAAUUACUACAGUUUGAAAUAAGAACCCCUGAAGAUGCAGAACAAUACCUUGAAAAGAUGUUAGAGAUAAAGGAAGUUGUGAACAGCAUACUUGCUAAACAGAAGGCAGAGAGAGAUGACCUGGCUAAAAAAUACAGGGUAUCCAUAGAAUCAUUUAAGCAUGGAGUCCUGAGAGAACAACUGUCUAAUCUGGCCAUGAGACAGAAGAGUCUUUUAGUUGUUGCCAAGAAUCAGAAAAAAAUAAGUCUGAAAAUUCAAAACUAUAAGAAUAUUACAUCACUGUCUAGACUUAAUUUGAGGAAGCUGCCAUCCAGCUCAGAAAUGUCGAGUGAAAAUGCCAUUCAAGAGCUUACUAGUCUGGAAAAUUCAAUGCAGCCUCAAUCAUGUUCACUUUCUCCCAUCAACCUUGUUCAUGAAAACAUUCAAGAAACACAGUUGUCUCUGGAAAUAAAGAAUGGCAGCCAGAAUACCAGCACUCGUAUAAAUGUGGAAACGGUGAGGACAGACUUUUCUGGAAACGAGUUAAAUUCUAAACAAGAUGUCAGUAACUGUACCUUGGGUGGAUUAUCAAGAUCCAGACAGUCAGAUGGUACUAAAAAGAUCAAAUUAUCUAAAAAGAUUAAAUUAUCAUCCCAACCUGUUGAUUUUACUGCUCAAGCAGAAUAUUCACAAAACAAAAUUACAGAAACUACAGCCAAAGAGCAUGAAUCCUGUAGUCUUUCAUCAGUAACCGGCACUUUAAAUAAUUCAGAAACCACAAGCCUACUUGCCCUAAAUGACCAUUCACCAACUGUUAUUUGUAAUCAGGCUUUUUCCAACUGUGGCCCUAAAAGAAUGAAUAGGAAAACAACUUCCCAGCAACUAUCAAGGGGGACAUCAGAACGCUUGGCACAUCAAAUGAUUGCUGUCUUACCUCGCGAUACUGAGCAUCCACUCAAACCACAUUCUAAAAAGUCAGCUGUUGCUGUUCCACAUACAAAUGACAGCCAGAACUGCUGCUCCUCAGAGUCUGGCCAUCAAUAUGCUGUAAACAAAUCUUUGAGCUAUAGCACAGUACCCAAAAAGAAACGUAUGCAGAUAAAGGAUCUGAUAAUACUAGGAAGAAUUAAUCCAGGAAAUAAUGUUCUGGAAUUCAAAGCACAGGGAACUACCCACAAAGCCAGUAUUUUAUUGAAUGGCAAAAUUAAGGUAGAAAAUGGUCAGAUAUAUCAAAAUCCCGUCACCUGGCUCAAGGGUCUCCUAGGAGGCAAUCGUUGUGUGACCUGGAACUAUGCUUGGAGUAAGGUAACAUAUCUUGGGAAGGAGCUUUUAAAGUAUGCUUCUGAGGAGACACCUACAUCUACAGAACCAAACUUGGUAUCUCAGCAAGAUCAGCCUUGCCUUCCAGGUAUGCCUUAUGUAGAUGAUCCAGUACAGGAACCAAGCAACUAGAUGUUGGAAAAAUGAAAUGAAUAAACUUCUGGAGAGUCAAUGCAAAGCAUCCCACAUUAUCUGCAAAUAAAUGAAAUACUGUUAAUCAAUGAUCAAGAAUUUCUCCCAUGCCAUGUCAUGGAUCAGCACUGGAAGUUCUAUGUGGAAUGUGAGGAGUUAACAUUCUAA
Messenger RNA from Condylura cristata (star-nosed mole), 5580 nucleotides. It is a transcript of the gene ANKRD31, whose product is annotated as ankyrin repeat domain 31. The record is from RefSeq and is a predicted model, not a curated record. NCBI's taxonomy places the organism in Eukaryota, Metazoa, Chordata, Mammalia, Eulipotyphla, Talpidae. The transcript is spliced from 25 exons. Gene Ontology annotation, molecular function: protein binding.